This is a messenger RNA of Penicillium longicatenatum, 897 nucleotides long. RefSeq names its product class I SAM-dependent methyltransferase. Gene Ontology annotation, molecular function: methyltransferase activity. The coding region runs from base 1 to 897 and encodes 298 amino acids. Lineage: Eukaryota; Fungi; Ascomycota; Eurotiomycetes; Eurotiales; Aspergillaceae. The transcript is spliced from 4 exons. The record is from RefSeq and is a predicted model, not a curated record.
AUGACCGAUCAGAUUACUGUGGAUGUGGAUCCGGAUUUGCAUAUAAUAACGGAUGAAUACAGUCCUGAAGAUUGGGCCUCAGAGACCACUUCCAUCGGUUCCUCUUUGUACAGGGGUCUGAUGGAAAAUGGCCGAAGAUAUCAGUCUCUGAAGUCCGACGAGUAUUGUUUUCCUGCCGAUGAAAGACAAUUCGAAACCUACGAUGCUGCACAUCUUGCAGCUAUAAUCGGGGAUUCCGAUGAGGAGAACAUGCUAUUCCAAGCCCCAUUGAACCCCAAAAAUGUUCUUGAUAUUGGGACUGGGAAGGGUUCGUGGGCCAUUGACGUUGCCGAUAUGUUCCCUAAUGCCGCUGUCCGUGGCGUGGAUCUUUUCCCCCCCUCCAAGUGGACUUGGCGUGAAAAAUUUGAUCUAAUCCAUCUUCGCAUUAUGGCAAGUGCCUUUACUCCUGCGGAGACAGAGCAAUUGAUGAAGCAAGUUUACGACUGCCUAGAGCCGGGUGGAUGGAUUGAACAGAUGGAAAUUCACCCGACAAUCUAUUGUGAUGACGAUAGCAUUCCGCAUGAUAAUGUGUUAUUUGAUAUCGGACCGAGAUUUGAUGCUGCCGCUAAUAAGUCUGGGAAGCCUAUGGACCUUAUCAAAACAAUGCGGGCCUCGAUUGAAAAAGCCGGGUUUGUUGAUGUCCACGAAAAGAACGUCAAGUGGCCAAUCGGUCCAUGGCCAAAGGACAAGACCCUGAAGGAACUUGGUCCGACCCCGUGGUCGCCAGAGGAGGUGCAGGUCUACAACGCUAGGAUGAGAAAGGAACUGCUCAAUCCUCGUCACCACGCCUAUCAACGUGCGAGAAGAGUAUGGGCUAGGAAGCCAUUUUCAGACCAGAAGACCGAGCAAAGAGAUUAA